Messenger RNA from Emys orbicularis (European pond turtle), 801 nucleotides. It is a transcript of the gene OVOL2, whose product is annotated as ovo like zinc finger 2. The record is from RefSeq and is a predicted model, not a curated record. Gene Ontology annotation, biological process: epidermal cell differentiation; regulation of transcription by RNA polymerase II. Gene Ontology annotation, cellular component: nucleus. Bases 1 to 801 code for a protein of 266 amino acids. Gene Ontology annotation, molecular function: RNA polymerase II cis-regulatory region sequence-specific DNA binding; DNA-binding transcription factor activity, RNA polymerase II-specific. The transcript is spliced from 4 exons. Lineage: Eukaryota; Metazoa; Chordata; Testudines; Emydidae.
AUGCCCAGAGCCUUCCUGGUGAAGAGGCGAAGCCCGCAGCCGGCCAGCCGCAGCUGGGAUGAGCUGCCGGACGAGGAGCGAGCGGACACCUACAUCCCAGGAGGGAUAAGCUGCGUGCUGCUGAACUACCGCAUUGAAGACAGCUGCAGCUUGGAGAGCAAUGGCAGCAGCGCCACCAGCACCAGGGAGGCUGAGCGGAGUGAUCCCCCGACUCCUCAGCCAGCAGCCGAGAUCGGGAACGCAGAGGGGACCCUUUUGGACUUGGCCAUGAAGCGCCCAGUGGUCAGAUCGAAAAUCAAGUUCACGACUGGUACCUGCGACGGUGCGGCGCUGCACAAUUGUGAGCUGUGUGGCAAAGGCUUUCGCUUGCAGAGGAUGCUCAACCGUCACGUGAAGUGUCACAGCCAAGUAAAGAGACAUCUAUGCACCUUCUGUGGCAAAGGUUUCAAUGACACCUUUGAUCUGAAGAGACACGUAAGGACCCAUACAGGAAUUCGUCCUUACAAAUGUGAGAUCUGCAACAAGGCAUUUACCCAGCGAUGUUCUCUGGAAUCCCACCUUAAAAAGAUCCACGGGGUGCAGCAGCAAUAUGCGUACAAACAGCGGCGCGAUAAACUUUACGUCUGCGAAGAUUGCGGCUACACGGGCCCAACGCAAGAGGACUUGUAUCUGCAUGUCAAUAACGCUCACCCCGGGAGUGCUUUCCUCAAGAAAACCUCUAAAAAGCUGGCAGCAGUCUUACAGAAUAAACUGACAUCUGUCCUGCAGAGGAACCCGGAAGAUGAUGAGGAAGACGAGUAA